CCUCACGUGACUACCAGUCGACGUGUGCAGAAGUCCUUAUAAUCCAGGCCCUGUUUCUCUGUAGCAGCUCCGCUCUGCUGGAGAGGAGUGACUCGGUUCCUUUCAGAUUACUGGCGUGCUCACCAAGCACUCCGGUCUGCCUGCAGGACUCUUGGUCUUUUGAGCGCGGCACAAAUCGAGGUGAAAGAAGAGAGAGGAAAAGCCCCGGGUCCGUACAGGAUUCAUUUAUUCAAAAAGGAAAUUUUAAAACCUUCAAAAUGCAGAACUCCUGUGAAGUAAAUGAAGGACAGCCACAGAACGCACCAAAGGCAGAUGAAAGCCAUCCUUCGGAAGAAACUCCACAGGAGGCCGAAGGCAAUCCUCCAGCUGCUGAAGAAAGUGUUAGAGAAGAAGCAGAAGGAAGCGUUGGAGAAGAGCCUGCUCAGCCUGCCCAGGAACCUAAAGAGGACACUCCGGUCAGGCAUUUGGACCCUGAGGAAAUAAUAAGAGGAGUAGAUGAGUUGGAAAGGCUUAGAGAAGAGAUAAGAAGAGUAAGAAACAAGUUUGUGAUGAUGCAUUGGAAGCAAAGACAUUCACGCAGCCGUCCUUACCCUGUGUGCUCCAGGCCUUGAAAUCAGUUCUGUCUGCUAUUGAAAUCUGGCUGCUGCUUUCUUUCUGUUAGCAUUCUUUAAUGUAUCUUUGGCCUUCAUUUUACUGUCUGAUAUUUUGUUUUAAGUAGUUUGUUACCAGCAUCUCAUUAGAUUUUGGAUUUUGGCCUAUUUUUCAGGUUUAUUUUUCAGUCAGUAAGUUUUGCACCUAUGCAUGGAAAUCUGUUCAUUCCAUAUUAUACAGUAAAACAUUACAAGUUACAAAGCAGCAUAUUUAGAAUCAGCUCACAUAGGUAGGGAAAAAACCUAAUUGUGUGUGUAUAUAUGUAUCUCAAAAACUUAACAAGUGCUUAUUUUGCGUGGUGUUUUGUUUUUAUUUCGCUUUUUGCUUAUGUGUAUUUUUUAAUGAACACACGUCUCACAAAGAACUGAGGGUUUUUUAAUAAGUAAAAGUCAAAGAAUUUGCAACCAGCUUGUAUGGUCAUCAAGGACACCUAAACUCUUGAUAAAUGAUCUAUAAAAAUGUAAACCUUGAUUUACCUCUGGAUCUCUUAGCCAGAGUAAUAAAACUGGCAAUCAUUACAGA
Molecule: messenger RNA, 1173 nt
Organism: Jaculus jaculus (lesser Egyptian jerboa)
Lineage: Eukaryota; Metazoa; Chordata; Mammalia; Rodentia; Dipodidae
Gene: Tceal8
Product: transcription elongation factor A like 8
Exons: 3
Coding region: 258-611 (117 amino acids)
Source: RefSeq, a predicted model, not a curated record